AAACCCGGAGGUCUUAGUUUCGCGCUCCCGCCCGCGGCGCCGGCAGAGUGAACAUGGCCCAGGCUGCACGGGUGCUGUGGCCCGGCGGGCGCGCUCUGGCCUGGAGGCUGUGUGGUAACCCGGCGCUCGGAUUACCCGUGCAGAGCCGAGCUGGCUUUGCGGGAGCGGCGGGAGGCCAGGGCCCUGCAGCCAUCGUACCCAAGGGGAGCCGCCGGCUGCUGGGGGCGGCGGCUCUGGCCCUCGGGGGCGCCAUGGGGCUGUACUACACCACGCGUUGGCACCUGCACUCCCAGGACCUCCGCGCCGAGCGCUCGGCCGCGCAGCUCUCCUUGUCUGACCGCCUGCAGCUGACUCUGUACCAGUACAAAACAUGUCCCUUCUGCAGCAAGGUCCGCGCCUUCCUCGACUUCCACGCCCUGCCCUACCAGGUGGUGGAGGUGAACCCUGUGCGUAGGGCCGAGAUCAAGUUCUCCUCCUACAGGAAGGUGCCCAUCCUGCUGGCCCAGGAAGGAGAGAGCCUGCAACAACUGAACGACUCCUCUGUCAUCAUCAGUGCCCUCAAGACCUACCUGGUGUCGGGGCAGCCCCUGGAAGUCAUCAUCACCUACUAUCCACCCAUGAAGGCCAUGAAUGACCAGGGCAAGGAGGUGACUGAGUUCUGCAACAAGUACUGGCUAAUGUUAGACGAGAAGGAGGCCCAACAAAUGUAUGGCGGGAAGGAGGCCAGGACGGAGGAGAUGAAGUGGCGGCAGUGGGCAGAUGACUGGCUGGUGCACCUGAUCUCCCCCAACGUGUACCGCACGCCUGCCGAGGCCCUGGCCUCCUUCGACUACAUUGUCCAGGAAGGCAAGUUCGGGGCCGUGGAGGGCGCCGUGGCCAAGUACCUGGGCGCAGCUGCCAUGUUCCUCAUCAGCAAGCGGCUCAAGAGCAGGCAUCACCUCCAGGAUGAUGUGCGUGAGGAUCUGUAUGAGGCCGCCAACAAGUGGGUGGCGGCCGUGGGCAAAGACCGGCCCUUCAUGGGGGGCCAGAAGCCGAACCUGGCUGAUCUGGCAGUGUACGGCGUGCUGCGUGUGAUGGAGGGCCUGGAGGCCUUCGACGACCUGAUGCGCCACACCCGCAUCCAGCCCUGGUACCGGCGAGUGGAGAAGGCCAUCGCUGAGGCCCCCCAGUGAACUGAGCACCCUGCUGGGAGGGACUGGAAGACUGUGGAAGACUGGCUGCCUGGGACCAGAGGCCGGCACUGGGCGAUGCUCUGCAGGGGUGGCAGGAUCAUUCUACCUCUUGUCCCCCACCUCCACCCCCACCGCAUUCUGUUUCUGACACUGGACAUCUGCUGGGGGACACGGCCCCCUGAGGGGCAUGGAGGGGCGGCCUCCCCCGCCUCCCUGUCCUGGGCUGUCAGUGGCUGCCCUGUCUAACCCUGUGGGUGAGACUGGGAUGGAGUCCCGCUCUCUGGACAAGGGAAGGAGGGAUACCCUAGGUUAGGGGAGAACCGCAUCCUUGGCCCUUUGGGACUCCUGUUCUUACCGACCACCCUUGGACUCUGUCUUGUUUGAAAUAAAACAGUUGCUGUCCCCUUGUGGC
Molecule: messenger RNA, 1584 nt
Organism: Pteronotus mesoamericanus
Lineage: Eukaryota; Metazoa; Chordata; Mammalia; Chiroptera; Mormoopidae
Gene: PTGES2
Product: prostaglandin E synthase 2
Exons: 7
Coding region: 54-1172 (372 amino acids)
Cellular component (GO): mitochondrion
Molecular function (GO): prostaglandin-E synthase activity
Source: RefSeq, a predicted model, not a curated record